Oncorhynchus mykiss (rainbow trout) is the source of this 3544-nucleotide messenger RNA. RefSeq names its product TAR DNA-binding protein 43. Lineage: Eukaryota; Metazoa; Chordata; Actinopteri; Salmoniformes; Salmonidae. Gene Ontology annotation, biological process: regulation of gene expression. Gene Ontology annotation, molecular function: RNA binding. Gene Ontology annotation, cellular component: chromatin; nucleoplasm. The record is from RefSeq and is a predicted model, not a curated record.
AUGACGCACUUCCUCCAUGAUAAUGCCAUUUUGAUCGGAAAGAAUAGCGUGUUUAUUUUCGUCGCAGGUGUGUUUGAGGUUGAAUAUUUGCUCUAAACGCGCAGUAUUACGUGUAUGCUACUUUAGAAAAUAUUAGUUAAGACUUAACGUUAAUUAUACGAUUGCUCGAUUUCAAAUUACUUGGACGAAAUUUCAACUGUUAGGACCAACACGGCACGAAACGCCGUUAGCUCACUAAAAGCUCCAUUGCUAAAGCUAGGUCGUCCGGUGUAGAUGACAGAGCAAGCUAACAAAGGAACACGGAGUGGGACCGAGGCAGGUUCGUUUGCUUGAAAAUCUCACGAGAUCUAGUUAGUCGUUUAAAUACAAUUUCAUUUAAGCAACGUCCAACGUCUAAACUGACUUAUUUUUUAUAAACCGCGGUGUAUUUUCGGAACUAUUUUUUUUUUGUAUUAAUCAACUAGUCGUCGGGCAUAUCGAAGUGGGUAGAGAGCUAAUUUUACAUAGCCAGUGCAGUAUUUUUGACUGAGAAAAGGCGUAAUUGUAGGUACAAAUGGCAGAGUUGUACAUUCGUGUGGCCGAAGAAGAGAAUGAGGAGCCCAUGGAGAUCCCUUCUGAGGACGAUGGCUCUGUGUUGCUUUCUACCGUGGCAGCUCAGUUUCCUGGGGCCUGCGGCCUACGAUUCAGGAGUCCUGUUUCACAGUGUAUGAGAGGGGUCCGUUUGGUGGAAGGGAUUCUUCAUGCGCCUGAGAACGGCUGGGGCAAUCUGGUCUAUGUCGUCAAUUAUCCCAAAGACAAUAAAAGGAAAAUGGACGAGAUUGAUGCCGCCUCUGCUGUGAAGAUGAAGAGAGGUGACAUGAAGACAUCUGAUCUGAUUGUACUGGGGUUGCCAUGGAAGACAACUGAACAGGACCUGAAAGAUUACUUCAGCACCUUUGGGGAAGUCAUCAUGGUGCAGGUGAAACGAGAUGUGAAGACUGGAAACUCAAAGGGGUUUGGCUUUGUGAGGUUUACUGAGUAUGAGACUCAAGACAAAGUGAUCUCACAACGCCACAUGAUUGAUGGAAGAUGGUGUGACUGCAAACUCCCCAACUCCAAGCAAGGUCCAGAUGAGCCCAUGAGAAGCAGAAAAGUGUUUGUAGGCCGUUGCACUGAAGACUUGUCCGCUGAUGAACUGCGACAGUUCUUCAUGCAGUAUGGUGAGGUCACUGACGUCUUCAUCCCCAAGCCCUUCCGUGCCUUUGCCUUCGUCAGCUUUGCCGAUGACCAGGUUGCCAGUUCCCUAUGUGGAGAGGACCUGAUUAUUAAGGGGGUCAGCGUGCACAUCUCAAAUGCUGAGCCAAAACACGGCAGUAGGCAGAUGACGGAGCGAGCAGGGCGGUUUGGGAACGGGUUUGGGGCUCAGGGCUUUGGUAGUAACCGCACAGGGUUAGGGACCAGCGCCAGUAGUAAUAUGGCUAAUUUUGGGAACUUUAGUCUGAACCCUGCCAUGAUGGCUGCUGCUCAGGCUGCCCUACAGAGCAGUUGGGGAAUGAUGGGUAUGUUGGCUAGUCAGCAAGGGCAAACUGCCACCUCAGGCACCACCUCCACUGGGCAGACUAACUCCACCAGGGAUCAGAGCCAGGCCUACAGCACAGGCAACAGUAACUACGGCACCAACUCAGCCAGUCUAGGUUGGGGUACCGGUUCUAACGCAACAGCCAGUGGUAGUGGGUUUAGCUCAGGAUUUGGCUCCAGUAUGGAGUCCAAGUCUUCCGGGUGGGGUAUGUGAAAUAGUUUGAUGGUAAGUAUUGUGAGGUCUUUUUCCUAAUUUAUUUCUGGUGUUAUGCGUAUCUGAUACUUAAACGCUUUUGUGAAGGCUGUUUUGUACAUUUGGAGAUCAAGAUUUUAAUUUAGAAAGUGUUUGAAAUGAAUUAUUGUUUACCAGAGUCGUGCUACUUUUGAAGUCAAAUUGAUUUGUUCUUAAGUUUGUUAUAUCCUGACUUAUUUUCAACUGGAUUCUUUGAUGCAUGCAUUGUGAGUUGUGAUGUUUCUGAAUGCAUGAGAAAUCACUGGUUCACUAUCCAUCUGUAUAUUUGACAACAAUCUUGCAUUGGAAAGAAUCUGGUUGAAACGUAAAUGUUUUAAGUGCAACUUUAUUUUCAGUCUCUAGUUAAAUGGAAAAGCCUUCACUACAAUCUCUUCUGCAGUUCACCUCUCUUCCAUUUUCCCGGGAAGAAGCUCCUCUUUGGCAGCAUUCUUUGGGUGAUGUCAAUAUCACUCUCUUCCAUCUAUAAAUGCUUUGCCAUCAAAGAACGGCUUCACUCCGCAUGUUCUAAGAGACGGUGGGUGUUUAAUUUUUAUCCACUUUUUAAUGGAAAGAACUGCGCAACUGACAUUAAGAACUCGUGAGUGCGAUUGAGGAUGGCUUGUGGCGAAGAGUGAAUCGAUGAGUGAGCGAACAGAGAGAGAAAAAGAAAGCGUGAAACGGACUGGUUGUGCGAUGAAAGAGCCCAAUUUGACUGCUGUUGUGAGUGUGAAUGGAAUCUGCAGAUGCUACAAGCCCCCCUCCCCCCCCCCCCCAAAUGGACUUUCAUUUACUAGUACUUCAAGAUCUCUCUUUGCAAUUUGUCACACCCUCCUGUAGUAUAUUGAUCAAGUGCAGAAGUGGUACCCAAAUGUAGUGUGGAAUGUUGUGCUGAAUAUUUGUCUUGUAUUAUAUAACCUACAUGACCUGAGUGGUGUGUGUGUGUGGUUUCUUUCCUUGUUAUUGAUGCUCUCUAUGUGUGAACUUUGAUGUGGAUGACACCUGCUGAGGACACUGGGGACGUGAGUGAUGGUGUGAGAACGUGGUGUGGUUGUCAAAUGUUUCCCAGUGUGUGAUUCUCUGGUGUGUUUUAGAUAUGUCAAAUGGAGGUCUCUAAUAAAAUGUUUGAAUAGUUAUAUUUAUUUGAAUACUAGUUACUUUUGUGUCAUUUGAAUUGUCAAAUCUAACUUAAUUCACAUAUCUAGGGACCUUGGACACUGCUGACCGAGGUUUGCAUCUGAACCCAGACCGGAGUCAGUGUCCUGAAGGAUGAAGACAGAAGUCCUCACAGGCUUGAAAUGGGGCCUCUUAGAUUUAUGCCAACUUAAAAGGAGUCAGAAUUGGGUAGUAAGUUUGGAUACAUUUAUGAUCUAUUCUGUCAGACAUAACCAAGGUUUUUAUUUUUUUCAAUGGGCUUCAUUUUAAAUUAAAGCGAAUGCAUUAUUUGGGCAGAGGAGUAAUUUAUGUCUGAUGUAUUCUUUGGGACAUAAGACAAAUAAUGAACAGGUUAUGUUAUUUCAGACUUGCACACUGGGAAAUAGUGUCCUGUCCAUAAAGGAUGUUAUGGCAUGUGUCGAAAUGAAGCUAAAUGGAAACACCAGUUGUCCUUUUAAUAAUAAUUUUUUAUUGAACAGAUUUUUUUAGUAUAACCUGUUGGGGAGAUGAAGUUGGAACCGUGCUCUAAACAUUUCAGCCAAUGAAUAUAUUCUCACUGUACCACUUGUUGGAUGAUAAUUAAUAAAUAUUUUCUACAAGUUG